Messenger RNA from Glycine soja, 833 nucleotides. Its product is annotated as early nodulin-like protein 3. Gene Ontology annotation, cellular component: plasma membrane. The coding region runs from base 95 to 667 and encodes 190 amino acids. The transcript has 2 exons. NCBI's taxonomy places the organism in Eukaryota, Viridiplantae, Streptophyta, Magnoliopsida, Fabales, Fabaceae. Gene Ontology annotation, molecular function: electron transfer activity. The record is from RefSeq and is a predicted model, not a curated record.
UAUUCACUCACUCAUUCCAGUGUCAUUUUUCUUAUUCUCUUCCUCUCUUUCUCUCUAACUCUGAGAUACAAAGGAGAAAUAGUAAUAAGAAAUUAUGGCUGGUUAUUCAAAAACUAGUACUACUACCUCAGCUUCUCUUUUGAUCCUUUUUCUUCUCUUUGGUUUCUCUAUGGCUAAGGAAAUGUUGGUUGGAGGCAAAACUGAUGCAUGGAGGGUUCCAGCCUCUGAAUCAGAUUCACUCAACCAAUGGGCAGAGAAGUCUCGUUUCCAAGUUGGUGACUAUCUUGUUUGGAAAUAUGAUGGUGGAAAAGACUCAGUAUUGCAAGUGAGCAGAGAGGACUAUGGCAAUUGCAGUAUCUCAAACCCCAUAAAGGAGUACAAUGAUGGGACCACAAAGGUAAAGCUUGAGCAUCCGGGGCCAUUCUACUUCAUCAGUGGUGCAAAGGGUCACUGUGAGAAGGGUCAGAAGCUUGUUGUGGUGGUUUUGACUCCAAGGGGAGGAAGGUUCACUGGCAUUGCACCUUCACCAUCACCUUCACCUUCUUCUGCUUUUGCUGAGUUUGAAGGUCCUGCUGUUGCUCCUACUAGCAGUGCCACUGCUUUGAAUGGGGGAAUUUUUAUGAUGGCUAUGGGAGUGGUUGCUGCUAUGUGGGUGUUUCCUAUGUGAAUUGGUUAAAUUCUAUAUGAUAUGUUAGUGUUGUUUAGCAUAUAGUGUGUCUUAGACCGUCACAGUGAGGUGAUUGUCUGUGGUGUUAUUUUUCUUUUUUUAGGAAAUAUUAUAUGAUAUGAUUCAUUUUUUCAAAAUAUAAUUAUUAUAUGUUUUGCUGGCCUUA